GUGCCUGUUGCCUUGCAACGCCGCUUUUCCCAGCAGUGCUGCCGCACGACUUUGUGACGCGUUGACUGUGUGCUCCCGCGGCCCAGCUGUAACCAUGAGUCGCCCCAGCCGGCUGCAGAGACAAGUUCUGAGCCUGUACCGCGAGCUACUGCGCGCCGGGCGCGGGAAGCCGGGCGCCGAGGCGCGGGUGCGGGCCGAAUUCCGGCAGCACGCCGGCCUGCCACGCUCCGACGUACUGCGCAUUGAGUACCUGUACCGCCGCGGGCGCCGCCAGCUCCAGCUGCUACGCUCCGGCCACGCCAAGGCCAUGGGCGCCUUCGUGCGUUUGGGGGACCCGACCGAGGCGACCCGUGACGCGGGAACCCCAGGGACUCCGCCUGACGCUGAUGACGGUCCAAGGAGACCGCUUGACAGCAUGGGGGCACCGGAGACCCCGUCCGAAGGACGGUGACUGGCAGAAGGGCUCGCCCGAUGGCCCAGGGGAACGAGGGGCCCGCCUGACUGCGUGGGGGGACCAGGGAACCCGCCUGAUGGAAGGUGAGCGGUCUUAAGAGACUAGAUCGACAGACUGGGGAUACUGGAGAGCCCUCUUGAUGAUGAAGGGUCCGAUGGCGAGAGAUGCCCGACCUUGCCCGUUGUAUGGUAACGGGUCAAACUUCCCCAUGAAGGCUUGGGGUGGCCUGGGUCGCCGGCUGGCUGGACUCUCAAGCUGAGAGCUACUUACCCUCAGGCCUGGGGAGCCGGGACGCCCGGCUGUUGGACAGAAAGAAACUGACAUGCCCCUCUCUUGACUCCUGAGAACAUACCUACUCCUGGUUCCUCAAGGAAACUCCCUUCCUCUGUAUUUAACUCUGAAAAGAACAGACUUUUUGCUGAGGAGUUUGAAAAGAUACCCUGAUGGAGGAUGAGAAGUCUGGAAUCCCCCUUAGAAAAACCUUUGCCCCAUUGUGACAAACUUGGACCGGUGAGGAAGGGGCUAGGGUUCUUUCACUUCAGCUAAUCAAUUAAAGACCUCCCCAAGACCUCUACAUGAUGGUUCUGAGGGGGAGCUCCAACUCCUGCCCACUUUCCUGCUCAGGAAUGUUGGACAAAGGGAAUAAAAUUGGGGAUUUGCUUACUUCCCUUUUGGUGGUCUUAAUGUGUUUGGGGGUUUUUGAAGUGUCCCUCCUCCAACAUACCAAGAAGUGACCCUCUGGGAGGGGAUGGGUGUGGGGAGCUGUCUCUUCCCCCUCUGGAGCCUCUAGAUUGGCAGAUUGGUUGGAUUAGCAUAGUUCUCCUGAGCAGACCCAUGGAGGGAACCCACCCUGACUUGACCCCAAAGAAGCCCCAGUUGACUCCUUAAUGGAGAGUAGUGAAGCAGGAGAGGAAAUGGUGGAGCGGAGGAGGCCUGGCUGGUAAUCCCUGAGGCAGUGGCGGGGCCCUCAAACCUGACUGAGUCCAGCCUCAGCUAUAGGCCGAGAUUUUUGUUAGCAACGCCCAGGGGUAGGGGAGGAGAGAGAGAGACCCAUGGGCCACAGGCAUACCUCCUCCCAUGUCCUCACAUGGACCUGCUCUAGACAUUCUCUGGGGUACUGCAUUUUGCAGCCCUCAGCUGUAUUUGCACCCAUGUCUGUUAAAUAAAUGGAAAGCAGUUGAAUUCUUAGCAAGAUGCAGUUGAGAGGAGGAGGAAGGCCUUAGGAAAGGAGCCCAGACCUCGGACCAGAGGGAGGAUGGACAGAUGAGAAACAAUCUCUGCCCCAAUCCCAGUGGGGGAGGAGGUACUCGAAUAGUUAUAAGGUGGAAUUGAAAUGUGAAGAAUUAUAAGGUGUUUGCCAGAAGGUAGGGAUAGACUUUUAAGCAGGAGGACCAGUGUGGGUAGAGGCCUGGAGAGGACAAAGGGGAGAAAUGCAGGGGCCCAGCUGGGACUUGGAGUGCCCCAGAGCACAGGCUGUGAGGUUUGUGCAUGUGGCUUCUACUUCAGCUUUGUCUCUGGUUGGUACUCAAACCUCCUCAGCCACGUUCAUCUCUCGCAGCCUGUUUUUCAGCAGGGUGAUGCAGUUACUCCUGGCCUGGCUCCAUUUCAGAGUAAAAACCAGAGUCUUGAAAGUGGGUAAUGGGGUUGAGUCCUACCCAUCUCGCCCCCGUUAUGUCUCCACCUUUAAUCUCCCUCUUCCUCACUUCUGUUCCCCCCCCCCAUCUUGCUCACUUCUGACUCCAGGAUCUUGAGCCCUAAUAAACUCCAGGAUGGGAGCUUCUGGCAGGGCUGCAAGCCUUGAUCGAGUUCCCACUGGGGCCGGGCAUCCCGGUCAGGAAGGGAGACAUUCACCUGGGUAUUACCAGUGAAUGGAGUUUGCCUGGUAAAGAGGAUGGGGGAGGAGAAUGCCCGAUUUGAGGGAGGAAAUUGUAGGUGAGUGAGCAGUGAUGAUAGACUCUGGAAAUGGAAUGCCUGGGUUUAAACCCCAGUUCCAACGCUUACUGAUUACAUGAUCAUAGGCAAGUGAUUUAACCUCUUUGUGCCUCAACACCCUUAUCUGCAAAAUGGGCGUGCUAAUGGUGCCUCCCUCAUGUGGCUGUUAUGAUGAAAUAGUGAAAUACAUGUGGCAGCAGAUGAUAAUGUCCCAACCCCAUAACUCUCCUGCCUAUUUGUGUUCACUUGUAGCUGCACAAGAGGGUUCUCUAGAGGCUGCCAGCUUCCUACUCUGAGCCCCUGCAAUCCUGCUCUUCUGCUUAAGGGCUUUCUUGAGUUAUGUGAAGUGGGUUAAUGCCCUCAGGAGCAAACAGAAGCUUGUGAGGGACAGCAGUCAUUGAAUGAAUUGAGUUAUUACAUUUCCUGAUUCCCUUAAUUGUACUCUAGUUGUGUAAGGGGAUGCCCUUGAUCUUAAGAACUAUAUGCUCAAGUAUAGUUACUCUCAAAUGGUUCCAAAAAUAUGUGCACAUACAUAUCAGUGAGACCAAGUGGUGAAGCCCAUGAGGUAAAAUGUUAACAAUUGAUGAAUGUGGGUAAAGGGUGUAUGGGGCUUUGUAGUACUAGUCUUAAAACUUUUCAUUAACUUGAAACAAAACUUAAAGUUACAAAAAACAAAAUAGACAAUGGUCAUAUCAAUGUGUCACUGGUCAUUUAUCUUUGAGCACCAGAGAUCUUCGUACAGAGGGCGCAUUUUUUCAAGAGAUUUGAGAAAAGGAAAGCCUGUAUUUUCUGAGACUUUAUUAACUCCUGUACAUAACUUCUUGACAGACUUAGCCAUCAAUUUCAAUUAAGUUUCUGAACUUGGAAAUAACAUCUGCUCUCCCUUACAGAUUCUGAUCUCCACUCUAUUGGGAAUGACAGGUCACUAGAAUAUGUCCUUGUCUUGGGUAACAAGCUCAGUGGUCCCAAAGGGGCCAAGCCAAUGACCAGGAGCACGAGGUGGCCCAGUGGGGCCUUGGGGAAUUCUGGGACACUCACAGUACCCCAUGAGGAGUCACCAGGCACACCCAUGAGUUCCCACCUCUCCUGCUCAGCUCCCUCCGACAGCGACAUCUGAGGGAUGAUGAUGUGGAGGAAUGACUGGAAUUGUCUUUACAGUGAUAGGAGUGUUGUGAUUGGGUUUUAAAACAGAAUCGAUCUUCUGGAGAUGCUCCAUGAAUUGUUGGUGAAAAAAAGGGUAUGAUAUCUAGAACUGGCUUCAAAGUAAUCUAGGAAGAGGGGAGUGGGCACCUGAGAGGUGCCCUGAGUUGCUAAUGAUCAGAGUCAGUGAUGAGUCCACAAGGACUUGUAAUGCUGUUCCUUCCCCUUUUGUACAAGUUCAAAAAUUCCCAGAAUGAAAGUUGAAAAAACAACAACCAAAAACCCUCCCGUGCCCAUCUCAUGCAGACUAGAAGUCCUCACUGUGGUCCACAGUCCACCUGAUCUGGCUCCAUUGCCUCUUUCACCUUACCUCUGUCCAGUCGCCCACUCCACCAUUCACGCUCCAGCCGCACUGGCCUUCCCAUGUGCCAGGCAAAAUCCUACCUCAGGGCCUUUGUACUUGCUGUUCCCUUUACCUGGAAUGUUCUUCCAGGUCUGCACUGUCCAGUACAGUAGCUGGGAGCUACCUGUGACUUGAGCAUUUUAAAUGUGAUUAUUGCAACCAGGGAAUUUUUUUUUAAUUUUUAUAAACUUUAAAUAAUUUAAACUUAAAAUUGAAGCAGUGUAAAAUAUUUUGUCAUUAAACACAGUUGUAUUGUCUUGGUAGCACUACAUUUCAUUUUAUCUGUUGCAAAUUAAGGUGUCCAAAUUGAGAUGUGCUAAAAAGUAUAAAACACACACCAAAUUUCAAAGAUGCAGGAAGAAAAAAA
Molecule: messenger RNA, 4296 nt
Organism: Vicugna pacos (alpaca)
Lineage: Eukaryota; Metazoa; Chordata; Mammalia; Artiodactyla; Camelidae
Source: RefSeq, a predicted model, not a curated record